AUGGCUGCUGUCAUUCUUCAGCGUUAUCGAGAACGCCGAUUACUGAGGAGAAACAGAAUAUUUAGGGACCGAACUCAUCCGUUUGAUGUUUUUGACGAUGAUGUCAUAUUUGCCAAGUUUAGAUUUAGAAGACAGGAAAUUCUAGCAAUCACAGAUGACAUCAGCGUCGAUAUUCUAUUAUCUAAACGGAUGGGUUCAUUGACCCCUCUUCUGCAAGUGCUAAUUACACUUAGAUACUUUGCCAGUGGCAGUUUCCAAGACGUUUGUGGGGAGCUUAUAGGAGUUGACCAGUCAACCGUAAGCCGAACUGUGACAAGAGUCACCGACGUCUUGCUACGUCAGGUACCAAACCAUGUUCGAUUACCCAAUGGAAAAAAACAAGAUGCCAUAAAAACAAAAUUUUAUGACAUGAGUGGAUUUCCAAAUGUGGUUGGAUGCAUCGAUGGGACUCAAGUUCAAAUACAAGCUCCUACGCAGAAUGAACAUGAAUUUGUUAACAGGAAAGGCUACCAUUCCAUCAAUGUUCAGCUGAUGUGUGACGCAGACCUCAUAUUCAUCAACUGUAUUGCGAAAUGGCCUGGAAGUGUACAUGAUUCAAGAAUACUACGAGAGUCAUCUUUAUUCGAAGAUUUUGAGAACAAUAGGCAGCCCAUGAGAGGAAUCAUCUUAGGAGACAGUGGCUAUAUGUUGCGUGACUGGUUGUUAACUCCGAUUUCUAAUCCCACUACACGUCAAGAGAGAAACUACAACUUCAGUCAUAGUUCAACACGUACAGCUAUCGAACGGGCCAUAGGAGUUUUGAAGAGGAGAUGGCACUGUCUUCGCAGAUUUCGUUUGACUCCUGCCAAGGCAUGUAAAGUUAUUGCAGUAUGUGUUAUGCUAAGUAACCGUGCCAGAAGGCUCAACUUAGAUGUCCCAGACACAGACAGUGACAGUGACGAUGAACCUGACUAUGAACCUGACUAUGAACAAGCUUCAGAUGCCCACAUGGAGGAAGUCCUACCUGUAAACAACCCAAUGAUAGAACGUGCCAGGCUUGCUGCUGGAAAAACUGCCAGAGAGAGAUUAAUCAACAAUUAUUUUCACUGA
This is a messenger RNA of Gigantopelta aegis, 1089 nucleotides long. RefSeq names its product putative nuclease HARBI1. The transcript has 2 exons. The coding region runs from base 1 to 1089 and encodes 362 amino acids. The record is from RefSeq and is a predicted model, not a curated record. Lineage: Eukaryota; Metazoa; Mollusca; Gastropoda; Neomphalida; Peltospiridae.